Molecule: messenger RNA, 3860 nt
Organism: Amaranthus tricolor (Joseph's coat)
Lineage: Eukaryota; Viridiplantae; Streptophyta; Magnoliopsida; Caryophyllales; Amaranthaceae
Product: pentatricopeptide repeat-containing protein At1g09820-like
Exons: 2
Coding region: 674-2539 (621 amino acids)
Molecular function (GO): protein binding
Source: RefSeq, a predicted model, not a curated record
ACUGCAUUACUUUACUGCCUAUUGCCUAAGUAUUCUAUUAACAAUUAAGUAACCCUAAGCUUUUGAAUACUCACUCGUCACUCCCAGUCCCAGAGUCUCAGCCGUCUUCUCCCUCCCAGGCUCCCAAUUCCCUCUCGCUCUCUGAUCUCCAUCUCUGCUUCAACUUAUCUCCCUCUCGCUCUCAGUUUUCUGUGAUUCUUUCUCGCACUCUCGCUCUCUCUGUCUCUCAUACUCACAGUCACAGACCGCACCUUCAAAGGAGGUAAUCUGUCCCACUCCCGUCUCCCAAUACAGUACUCCAACCGUUGAUCUCCAAUUCCGGCAGGCCACAGGCGGCAACCUGUUCCAAACCGGAAAACCCUAACCGGCGCCACACAGCCGCAACACCAACACCCCAGCCCAUGCCCUUCUCAUUCUCACUUCUCUUCAUAUCUUAGGAUAUAUUACAAACAUAGUGGGAAGGGAGCCAUGGGCCCAUGGCAUGUGUUAGCCCCUGAAAAGUUCCAAUUCUGAUUUGCAGGCUUUUGGGCAAUAUAGACCUAUAGGGGGCACAAAGAGGCAUCAAGAGACAUUUCCCAGUUUUAUAGAAUUUUCAAAAGAGCCGAAUUGCAGAAUUUUCAAGUCUUCAUCGAUUGCUGGUAAAUACUCUUUCAUCUCCACUCAAAUUCCAGUUAUGAAUGCUCAAUUUCACGCAAUUUCUCAAUUUUGUCGAUAUCCCAAAUCCAUUUAUUGCCGAUGUAACACCCCUAUUAAUUCCUUUACAUCUCUUUGUAAUUUUGUUAAUUUGUUUUGUACUUCAUAUUCAACUCAAAUCAAUGAAACCCUAGGAAAAAAUUUGAUCCCAAUUUCAAAAAUUUCUGAGCUCAUAUCUAAGCAGCAUUGGAGGGAACUGAAAACAAUUUCGAACGAAACGAACCCUAACACGAUUCUGCAACAAUUAUUUGAUUUUGAGUCGGACCCACUUUUGAUUGUUCAGUAUUUUAAAUGGUUAGAGAGAGAUUGUGGGGUUUCACAUGAUAUUGAGGUGUAUUUUAAGGUUUUUUAUAGGCUAGCUAAUGAUAAAUUAUAUGGGGAAAUUAGGAAAUUGUUGAAUGGGGUUGUGAAUAAUGGGAAGUAUUCGAAUUUCGAAGUUUUCCACUGUCUUUCGAGAUUUGGUGACUCAUUUGGGGUGAAUUCUAUGAUUGUUGAUAUGUUGGUUCAGACUUAUGUGAAGAAUUUGAAGGUAGGUUUGGCAGUUGAGGCGGUAAGGCGAGCUUGGCAAUAUGGGUUUAAGUUAUCAUCUUUGUCGUGUAAUCCGUUGUUGAACGCUUUGGUUGAUGAAGGGAAGAUAAAAGUUAUGGAACAUGUAUUUAGGGAGAUGAUUAGGAGAAGAGUUCAGCCUGAUCUCAUUACAUUUAACACUGUUAUUAAUGGGUUUUGCAAAGUAGGACAGUUGCAAAGUGCAGGAGAUGUUUUAGAGGAUAUAAAAUUAUGGGGUUUAUCUCCGUCUGUUGUUACGUAUAAUACUCUUAUUGACGGGUAUUGCAAGAGGGAGAGGGUUGGAAAGAUGUAUAAAGCGGAUGCUCUUUUGAAAGAAAUGGUAUCAAUGAACAUAAGUCCGAAUGAGAUCACUUACAAUACUCUCAUUGACGGGUUUUGUAAGGAUCAGAACUUAGCGGCUGCAAUGAAGGUUUAUAAAGAAAUGCAGAACCAAGGACUGAAACCGAGUAACUUUACUUAUAAUUCGUUAAUUAGGGGGCUUUGUAGUGAAGGGAAAACUGAUGAAGCUUUAGAAAUGAGAAAUUCAAUGUCUCUUCUAGGUUUGAAGCCAGAUAUUACGACAUAUAAUGUUCUUAUAAAUGGCUAUGCUAAAAAAGGCAUGGUUAAGGAAGCUAAGGAGCUGCUAGAAGAUGUUGCUGGGAAUGCUUUGACUCCUAAUGUUGUAACUUUUAAUACUUUGAUUGAUGCUUAUUGCAAGGUUGGGAUGAUGAAUGAUGCUGUUUCUUUGCAUAAGUUAAUGUUGGAGAGAAACAUUUCUCCUGAUGUUUCAACUUAUAAUUGCUUGAUUGGUGGCUUUUAUAGAAAUAAUGAUUUCGAAACGGGUGGUGCUAUGAUAGGAAAAAUGAAAGAUGCUGGGAUUCAACCCGAUGUUGUGACGUAUAACAUAAGAUUAGGUGCUUAUUGCCGGAUAGGCAAGACAAAAAAGGCUAACAGGCUAUUAGAUGAAAUGUUGGAGAUUGGUUUGACUCCAACUCAUGUGACCUAUAAUACCUUAAUUGAUGGCUACUGUACUAAAGGAAAUCUCAGGGAAGCCAUGAAUAUGAGAAUGAGAAUGGAAAAAAAUGGUCGACGAGCUAAUGUUGUGACAUACAAUGUGCUAAUAAAAGGUCUUUGUAAGAAAGGCAAGUUGCAAGAAGCAAAUAGGCUUCUUAAUGAGAUGCUCAAGAAAGGUUUAGUCCCUAAUCGGAUCACAUAUGAAAUAAUCAAGGAGGAAAUGAUGGAGAAAGGAUUUACUCCUGAUAUUGAUGGACAUCUAUAUAACCAAUCUUCUGUGCGUUAAUUUGGCUGGCAGAUUAUUGUCCAAAUGCUAUUAUCAUCACUGUUUUAUUGGAAGUUGAUGGUAUAAGAUGCUACUAAACAGAGAUUCUAAGUUUCAUUAUUCUUCAUUCUUUAGUACAGGGGGGUUAAUGGUUAUCAUGUCGAGUUAGCAAUGAGUCAAGCGGUUGUGAAUUCUCUGAACCAAGCAGUUUUGUUGGGAUCAUAUGCCAAGGAUGCUGCAAAACAAGAAGGAAAGAAAGCUGCAAAAUUGGCAUCCGAAGUCGUAAGGCUAGUCGGAUCACUGAGCCAAUCGUAUCUUUCCGAUAGGACUUCUUUGAGGCUAUUUUUUUGGAGGUUUAGUGACUGAAGGCUUUCUUAGGGAAAGCGGGACCUUGUUUGGCACAUACACAGCCAGAUACAUUGGAGAACAAAGGCCUCGGUUAGUUCGGCUACCUCACCGGAACCCAUGUGGGAAGUCGGUUUGGUGAAAGAAUAGGUUUAAUGGUUUACUAUAUAGCAUACAAGGAUUGCAAGUUCUGGGAUUGUACUUCUUCUGGUUUCUAAUACUUCCAUUGAAUCAAAAGAAAAUGAAAUGGAUGUUUGUUACUGUGUCUAUGUGAACAUUAAAGUUUAAUCAUUAUUUUCCUAUAAUAAUUUUACAAUGAAUGUUGUAUUAGAACCAAGUUGUUGUGGCUAUUGGCCAAUUGUCUAAUCAUUAGUCUCUUUUUCAUUUGUCGCAUCCAUUUACUUUGAAAUUAUAAGCGAAUAUAAGUGAUCACAUUAAGACGGUAAAUAUAUAUUUGGUCAGCUCAAUAGAGAUGAUCUAAUGGUGAAAUCGUCUUAAUUGAAAAGUUGUGUUAAAUUUUUUAGAACCCAAAAUUAGUCCCAGUUUCUGAUUGUGUUUUCUAGUUUGGGUUGAAGAUUAUUCUCAUUGAUUCCUAUAUGGGCUGAAUUCUGGAUCUGCCCCAUCGACACCCAUUACAAGAUAGGAAUAAUUUGAGAAUUGUGGAAUAACCUAGUGGUUAAGGGCUAAGAGUUCGUUUUCACCGUCUACAUGAAAGAUUAAUAAUAGUUUUUUAUCUGUAGAAAUUCUCUAGUUUAUCCGAAAUAAAAAUAGUUAAUGAACAAAUUACUAGUUUUCUUCUUACCCUUAAUUUUGAUAUUUGCAUAUUGUUAUGACUUUUGUAAAAAAAGAAAAACAAGAGUUAUUUUCGUGAGCGACUGUCUCUCAAAGAGUUUAACUCAAAUAAAGACAUAUAUUCUUAUAAUAUUUAUUAGAUGGGGUAUUUAACUUUUAUAUAAGAUGAGUCUCUCGUAGAAACCGUCUCAUACAACAAUUUGCA